Hydractinia symbiolongicarpus is the source of this 2294-nucleotide messenger RNA. RefSeq names its product mitochondrial pyruvate carrier 1-like. The transcript is spliced from 7 exons. The record is from RefSeq and is a predicted model, not a curated record. Bases 81 to 398 code for a protein of 105 amino acids. Gene Ontology annotation, cellular component: mitochondrial inner membrane. Lineage: Eukaryota; Metazoa; Cnidaria; Hydrozoa; Anthoathecata; Hydractiniidae. Gene Ontology annotation, biological process: pyruvate import into mitochondria.
AGAUAUUAAGUAAAAAUGGCAUCAGCGUUCAGAACUUUUGCAAGAAAACUAGGGAGUAAAGAGUUUUGGUGGGAUUAUAUAUGCAGCACGGUGAGUUGUCCAUUCCUGUAGUUUAUGUGCUGAAAAAGCAUUUCUGGGGGCCUGUUGCGAAUUGGGGUAUCCCAUUAGCUGCAAUUGCUGAUAUGAAAAAAGAUCCUGAGAUGAUUAGCCCUAGAAUGACAUCAGCACUAUGUGUAUAUUCUGCGUUAUUCAUGCGUUUUGCUUGGAUGGUGAGACCACGUAAUUUGCUACUGUUUGCUUGUCACGCCACAAAUGAAGGAGCUCAAUUGACGCAACUUGGACGCUACACAAAAUAUAGAAUGGAAGGAGGUGGAGAUCCAAAAGAGAUCCAGCUAUAGCAAAAUUAGUGAAAUAUUUCCUUUUUUAAUUUACGUGAAUUCGUAUUUUAAAGUAUAGAACAUAAAAAAAAGUUUUAAAACUUUUAACAAGAUGUUACUUUUUAUUGACUUUAUUUUUUUAUGGUGUAGCCAGAAAAGGUUGAAUCCCAAUAUCAAAAAUUGUACUUUGUAACUGUAUUCAGUGUUUGUAACCAUUUCUUUCAAUAUAUAAUACUGUAGAUGCAUAAACACAACACCAGAAACUCAUUUACAUCAAAAUACCGCUUAUUGUUAUUUACAAUCCCACUUGAAAUUUCUUACAUUCUUAUAGUUAAUCAUUCAUUUAUUUAUUAUUUAUUUUAUUCAUUCUGUUGGCUAUAUAUUCUUGAUCUUUAAAGAAUAGUUUUUACUCUUGAUAGCCUAAUUUUAGGGUGGGGCAACACUAAGUUUCAGGAAAUUUCCCUAACUGACAAUUUAGACUCCCUCCUCUCCUCACCGCUUAUAAUUAGGUUACCAAGAGUAGAAAAUUAGAUAUUCCAGGGAAAACGUUUUUCAGUCAAUCAUUUUUAUGCCUAAAAACCAUACUAAUUUCUUGUUUAGUUCCGCAUGAUGCUCUAUACCCUUCUAGUCACAUGUAACUUUUCCUUAAAAAAUCAAGCACAUUUUUAAAAAUCUUGUUAGCAAUCUUAAAAAUAAAGAAAAAUAAACUUUUUUUAUCUGUCGACCAAAGAAAAAUUUGCAUCAAUUUUGAUUUUGAUUUUUCCUUAAUAUGUUUAUGUUGUGUAUGUGUGACAUGAAUAACUUUAAAAAUUAAAGAGAAUAAAAAGGAGAUGUAACGAAACGACUUUUCCAUAUCAGUGUUUUGUUAAUUGGAAGCAGUCCCUUCUUUAGGUUGAACUUACUUAGCACAUUUAAUUCUUUUAUUUUGUACUAGCUAGUUCACAACGAUACAACGCCAUCACUUAUGUUAAGUUUGAUGCAUGACUUUUAGGUCAACGAAGAAGCUGAGAUACUACUAACAUUUUGUAAAAAAUAUGUUGUAAGUGAAAAGUAACUAGGAAGCUACCCAGAUUACUACAUUGCACUGAAGUAAUUUUAUUUUCAAAUAAAAAAUAUUUCUUUGUAUGUCAAUAGUCUUCCUACAUUAUGUUUUUAGCGAAAUUAAAACUCAAUUUUUUAUAUAUUUUCAAGAUAAACACUGUUAUAAGAGGUUAGGUCAGAUGAUUAGACUUUUUGAGUCUAUUGCUUCCUUAAGAAAGUAUGUUUUAAAAUUACUAUUUUCUUAUGAAAUUGAAGGAACCUAUAUGUAUAAAUAACUCACAAACUCACAUUUUAUUUAAUUUACUAGAUAUCAAACCUGGGCUUUAACACUUUUGUUUUGGUGGUUGUUCUCAAGCAAUUUUGUCUUCCAAGGCAACUAUUGAUUUACUUCAGCCAUUCAAAGUAACAGAUACUGAUGUGUUAAAAAUAUACUCAUCUAAAUAUGAAAAACAUUUCAUACACAUAAGAGAAGCAAAACAACAAUAAACUUUGCUGCAGUUGUCAAUGAAAAUGGUGAUGUUUCUUUGGUGAUACUGAAUUAUUUUAUUCAUUUCGAAACAAAAAACAUGGUACUUUACAUUUGACAUCCACUAAAAAGAACCAAUUACUGGGCUGUUUUUCCAAUGUAUAUAAGUGUAGUCAGUUAAUAAGAGUGCAAGAGGAAAGUCAUAGUGUAGUUGUUGGGAAUGCGAAAAAUAUCAAAGAAAAAUUAUUCCUAAUUAGUAGCAAUGAAGAGUUUCUACGUCUGGCACAAAUACCAAACACUGUUGAAGGAGAUUGAAAAUACAAAUAAAAGUUCUGGCUUUUAUUUUUUAUUUUAUUUACCUUUAUUUGAAUAUUGAAUUUGUGAGGAUAAAAGAAAAGGAUCUAGUAGGA